AAGCGGCACCUCCUAAGUCAGGGGUUUAAAGAGAGGGAAUUACCAGGUGGAUCUGUGUUGAGUAGAGCUGCUGAAUUGAUUUGGUCCUAGAGAGGGUCCCAGCUGAACAUCUAAUCGAAAGAGGCCAACAAAGCCAAGAAGGCUCAAGCACCUCCCUCCCAAUCCCUUUCCGCCAGGAAAUCACCUUUCAACACGAUUAGUGUUGCACCUAGUUCUCUGCAGCUGCUCACUGAGAACCGUCAAAAUUUCCAUCCUUGAGGAUCUUGAGUUUGCGGAGGAAGAAAGCAUGGGUGCGGGAGCAAGCGCCGAGGACAAAAAAUCCAAGGAGUUGGAAAAACAACUUCAAGAAGAUGCUGAUAAGGACUCUAAAACAGUCAAGCUAUUGCUGCUUGGUGCUGGUGAGUCAGGAAAAAGCACCAUUGUAAAACAAAUGAAGAUUCUCCAUCAAGGCGGUUACACAAAAGAGGAACAAAUGGAGUUUAGAUCGAUCAUUUAUGGCAACAUCCUGCAGUCUGCUCUGGCUAUCAUCAGAGGCAUGGAAAUGCUCGGCAUUGAUUUCGGCGCGUCUUCGGCACAGGAGGAUGCACAGAAGCUGCAGAACUUAUCAGACUCCAUUGAAGAAGGCACGAUGCCUGCUGAGCUGGCUGAUGUCAUCCAGAAGCUGUGGAAAGACUCUGGUGUGCAGGCUGGCUUCGAGAGAGCUGCUGAGUACCAGCUGAACGACUCUGCUGGCUACUACCUCAAUGAAAUGGACCGAAUCUGCAAGCCAGACUACAUGCCUACCGAGCAGGAUGUGCUGCGAUCUCGAGUCAAAACAACUGGUAUCAUUGAAGAACAGUUCUCCUGCAAAGAGUUGCACUUCAGGAUGUUUGAUGUGGGUGGCCAGAGGUCAGAGAGAAAGAAGUGGAUCCAUUGUUUCGAGGGUGUGACCUGCAUCAUCUUUUGCGGAGCUCUCAGCGCAUACGACAUGGUGCUGGUAGAGGAUGACGAAGUGAACCGCAUGCACGAGUCCCUCCAUCUAUUCAACAGUAUCUGCAACCACAGAUUCUUUGCACUGACCUCCAUCGUGCUUUUUCUCAACAAGAAGGAUCUCUUUGAAGAGAAGAUCAAGAAAGUCCAUCUGAGUAUCUGCUUCCCAGACUAUGAUGGUCCCAACACGUACGAUGAUGCCAGCAACUACAUCAAGACGCAGUUCUUGGAUCUGAACAUGAAGAAGGGUGUGAAAGAAAUCUACUCCCACUUGACCUGUGCCACAGACACAAAGAACGUCGAGAUUGUGUUCAACGCUGUGACGGACAUCAUCAUCAAAGAAAACCUUAAAGACUGCGGUCUUUUCUAAGCAGCUCCAGAAUGAAAAGAGGUCCGCAGCAGCCACAUCAGAUCACUGCUGGGGACUUUGUUGGCACAGAGUAAUAGUGUCCAGAUGAGA
This is a messenger RNA of Scatophagus argus, 1429 nucleotides long. RefSeq names its product guanine nucleotide binding protein (G protein), alpha transducing activity polypeptide 2 (gene gnat2). The record is from RefSeq and is a predicted model, not a curated record. Lineage: Eukaryota; Metazoa; Chordata; Actinopteri; Scatophagidae. Gene Ontology annotation, biological process: detection of chemical stimulus involved in sensory perception of bitter taste; adenylate cyclase-modulating G protein-coupled receptor signaling pathway. Gene Ontology annotation, molecular function: GTP binding; G-protein beta/gamma-subunit complex binding; GTPase activity. The coding region runs from base 287 to 1339 and encodes 350 amino acids. The transcript has 8 exons. Gene Ontology annotation, cellular component: photoreceptor outer segment; photoreceptor inner segment; heterotrimeric G-protein complex.